AUGGUGGUGGUGGUUCUCUUGAAGAAAUUAGUCCUAUUGUUGGCGGUAUUGCCCCUGGCCUCUCCUUUGAUCCUGGAAAUAAGCGAAAAGACGGUGGCAGAAGAAGUCGAGUCCGAGUGCACGAGCUGGAGGGUUAGUGUUGAGGCCAAUAAUAAUUUGAGUCCUUGGAAGCAAAUCCCGAAAGAGAUUGGUGAGUAUGUGAAACGAUACAUGAGGCUUAGAGGCUAUGCAAAUGAUGUCGAGAGAGUUUGUAGGGAGGCCAAGAUGUAUGCAAGGAGUGUUAACUUCAGUGUGGAAGUCAAACUCAAACCCAAAUAUGCAUGGAUUUUCGACAUCGACGAGACUCUUCUUUCUAAUAUUCCUUAUUAUCACCACCAUGGUUAUGGGUAUUUUAACUAUUUCCAUGGAUUUUCAACUAACGGCACUUAG
Molecule: messenger RNA, 429 nt
Organism: Striga hermonthica
Lineage: Eukaryota; Viridiplantae; Streptophyta; Magnoliopsida; Lamiales; Orobanchaceae
Source: the annotation of a GenBank genome assembly